Messenger RNA from Neopelma chrysocephalum (saffron-crested tyrant-manakin), 498 nucleotides. Its product is annotated as ubiquitin carboxyl-terminal hydrolase 40-like. Lineage: Eukaryota; Metazoa; Chordata; Aves; Passeriformes; Pipridae. The transcript has 2 exons. Gene Ontology annotation, molecular function: cysteine-type deubiquitinase activity. The coding region runs from base 160 to 420 and encodes 86 amino acids. Gene Ontology annotation, biological process: protein deubiquitination. The record is from RefSeq and is a predicted model, not a curated record.
UCAACCCUCCCCUGUGUUGCCAGCACCAAAAAAAAACCACAUUUCAAGCUGCAAAAACACACCCUGAGAAAUCUCUGCUGGUGUGAAACUGUCCUUGGGUGCAAGACUUACUGAUGUGUGUCCUUGUGACUGUUAUUAUUUCUCUUUUUAAAGCCUGAAAUGGAUGAUUCAGAGUACAUGUAUGAGCUCUUCUCUGUUAUUAUACACAAAGGUGGCUGCUAUGGAGGACACUAUCAUGUUUAUAUCAGAGAUGUGGAUGAAUUAGGAAACUGGCAACUACAGGAAGAAGAGGAAAAGCUGAUUGAAGAUAAGGCUGGAAGAGAUGCUGAAAAUUCCAAAGAAACUGAGAAUCCACUGGCAGUCCUAAAAGGGAUUUUAGCAGAGGUAUGGUAUGUAAGGGGCUUAUUGCUUGGAUUUUGAGCCUGGAAGGGUUUUGUGUGUGUGAGAGUGGGCAGGUUUGAGUGUCCAGAGCUCCUCUGAAUUCACUGGGAAGCAAGU